Striga asiatica is the source of this 417-nucleotide messenger RNA. NCBI's taxonomy places the organism in Eukaryota, Viridiplantae, Streptophyta, Magnoliopsida, Lamiales, Orobanchaceae. The record is from the annotation of a GenBank genome assembly.
AUGGUUGAGGCUUGCCAACAAAUCUUAAGUUUUGAGCUAAACUUUACACAAGUUGUCGGAUUGGGCAAGGUUGCACAAAACUGGGCCGAGGGCAAUGCUAGUCGUGACUCGGGCUGCACGCGGUCAUUGGGCUGCGUGGUUUCUCAGACCGAUUGUGCGGGAGCUGCCAUGACUUGGGCUGUGCUGCGGAUGCUGGGUCGUGUGGAUGUUCUCGGACCGCAUAAGAGGCAGGUCGGGAAAGUGUUGGAGCCUUGUUGGCAAAUAUCUGGCAUGACUAUGGCUUGCAAAUUGGCCGAUCGCUUGUUUGAACAAACCCUAGAGGUAGGUCGAGAAAGUAUUGGAGCCUUAAUGGCAAAACUCGACAUGACUAAUGCUUUCGAGCUAGCCGUUUGCUUGUUUGAACGACCUCAGGGGUAG